Triticum dicoccoides is the source of this 4206-nucleotide messenger RNA. RefSeq names its product ABC transporter B family member 4-like. Lineage: Eukaryota; Viridiplantae; Streptophyta; Magnoliopsida; Poales; Poaceae. The record is from RefSeq and is a predicted model, not a curated record. The coding region runs from base 78 to 3944 and encodes 1288 amino acids. The transcript is spliced from 11 exons. Gene Ontology annotation, biological process: oligopeptide export from mitochondrion. Gene Ontology annotation, cellular component: mitochondrial inner membrane. Gene Ontology annotation, molecular function: ABC-type oligopeptide transporter activity; ATP binding; ATP hydrolysis activity.
CGUGCGUUCAGAGAGAUAAGCAGCAGCUGCUGCUACUGUACUAAAGGAGGAGGAAGAAGAGAGAGAGAGAGAGAGCAAUGGGUGACGAGGCGAUGAGAGACAGAGGAGAGGAGGAGGAGACGGGCGCGACGAAGAGGAAGGAUGCGGGCGCGACGAAGAAGGUGGCCUUCUUCGGCAUGUUCAGGUACGCCACGCGCGCCGACCUUGCGCUGAUGGGCGUGGGCACGGUGGCGGCAAUGGUGAACGGCAUGUCGGAGCCGCUCAUGACGGUGGUCUUUGCCGCGGUCAUCGAGUCCUUCGGCGGCAGCGACAACAGCGCCGUCCUCCACCGGGUCAGCAAGGUUGUUAUGUACUACAUCUAUUUGGGAAUUGGGACGGCACUAGCUUCAUUUCUCCAGGUGUCAUGCUGGACAAUGGCUGGAGAAAGGCAGUCAGCACGACUCCGAUCUCUCUACCUCGAAGCUGUUCUCAAGCAGGAUGUUUCAUUCUUUGAUGUGGAGAUGACAACCGGGGAAGCAAUUUCUAGAAUGUCUGCAGAUACUGUACUGGUACAAGAUGCUCUUGGAGAGAAGGUAGGAAAGUAUGCACAGCUUUUGACAACCUUUGUUGGAGGUUUUGUCAUCGGAUUCGUAAGAGGCUGGACGUUAGCUCUGGUUAUGCUGGCAUGCAUACCUCCAAGUAUUCUCUCUUUUGCAACCGUCUCUCGACUACGUGCUCAAAUAUCUGCCAGGAGGCAAGCAUCAUACGACGACGCAGGCAAUGUUGUCGAGCAGAGCAUCAGAGCUAUAAGAACGGUUGUCUCCUUCAAUGGUGAGAAGAAAGCAGUAGCAUUGUAUAAUGCUCUCAUAAAAAAGGCGUACAAGGCUACUGUAUUGGAAGGGCUUGUCACCGGUCUUGGAAUAGGCUGUAUCUUUUGUGUUGUCUUCUGCAGUUACUCUCUAGCCUUUUGGUAUGGCGCGAAGUUAAUCAUCAGCAAAGGAUAUACUGGAGGGCAGGUCAUCAAUGUUGUAUUUGCAAUUCUUACCGGAUCAAUGGCUAUAGGUAAUGCAUCACCCUCAAUUUCUGCUAUUGCAGAAGGCCAAUCUGCAGCACACAGGUUGUUUGAAAUAAUUAACAGAAAACCAAAGAUUGACAUCAGCGACACUUCUGGAAUAGUAUUAGAUGAUAUCAAGGGUGAUGUCGAACUCAAUAAUGUGUUCUUUAGAUACCCAGCAAGGCCUGAGCAGUUGAUACUUAAUGGGUUGUCUCUACAAGUGCCUAGUGGUACUACCAUGGCUAUAGUUGGAGAGAGUGGAAGUGGAAAAUCAACAUUAAUUAGUCUGGUAGAGAGAUUCUACGACCCACAGGCUGGUGAAGUGCUGAUAGAUGGAAUCAACAUCAAGAAUUUGAAACUCCAGUGGAUAAGGGGGAAGAUCAGUCUUGUUAGCCAGGAACCAUUGCUUUUUAUGACCUCCAUCAAAGAUAACAUAACCUAUGGUAAAGAGGAUGCUACGCUUGAGGAGAUCAAGAGAGCAGCUGAGCUGGCAAAUGCAGCAAACUUCAUCGAAAAACUGCCUAAUGCAUAUGAGACAAUGGUUGGUCAGAGUGGUGCUCAGCUUUCUGGAGGGCAGAAGCAAAGGAUCGCCAUUGCAAGAGCAAUCCUUAAAAAUCCAAAAGUCCUUCUGUUGGAUGAAGCUACUAGUGCUUUGGAUGUAGAGUCUGAGCGAGUAGUUCAAGAAGCACUAAAUAGGAUCAUGGUAGGGAUAACUACGCUCAUUGUUGCUCACCGUCUGAGUACAGUCAGGAAUGCAGAUUGCAUAACAGUGGUUCAUCAAGGAAAGGUAGUUGAACAAGGUGCCCAUGAUCAGUUGAUCAAGGAUCCUGAUGGAGCUUACUGUCAGCUUAUUAAGUUACAACAGGUCCAUACCGAAGGAAUGCAUGAGGUGCCAUAUGCGUCAGAUUCAAGACUUAAAAGUAGAAGUUUAUCUUUGGAACAAUCUAUGAGAGAUUCACCCAGGAAUAGAAGACAACACUCUGUAAAACCCCUAGGACUCUCUGGAUCUGAUGAUUUGCAGGGGCCUGCUAAUACCAGCAGUCAAGAGCACAAGGAAUUUGGUGAUAGUGAGGCUCCUCAGAAAGCACCAAUUGGACGCCUUUUUAACCUUAAUAAGCCAGAAGCACCAAUUCUCCUAUUAGCUGUUAUAGCUGCUUUUGUGCAUGGACUUCUUUUCCCUUUAUUCAGUAUUAUGAUGUCUGGUGGUAUAAGGACAUUCUACUAUCCAGCGCACCAACUUCGAAAAGAUUCAAGGUUUUGGGCAUUGCUAUGCCUUCUGUUGGCAAUCAUUUCUCUGAUUGCAAUCCAAUUGGAAUUUUUCUUAUUCGGAAUGGCUGGUGGGAAACUUGUAGAACGUGUCCGUGCUUUGUCUUUCCAGAGCAUCAUGCAUCAAGAGGUUGCUUGGUUCGAUGAUCCUUCUAAUUCCAGUGGUGCACUUGGUGCAAGGCUGUUUAUUGAUGCUUUGAACAUCCGACGCCUUGUAGGAGAUAACUUGGCCAUACUAGUGCAGUGCACAAUAACACUUAUUUCUGGCUUCGCCAUAGCAUUUGCUUCUGACUGGAAGCUUACACUGAUCGUCAUAUGUGUCAUUCCUUUUCUGGGUUUACAGAAUUAUAUUCAAGUAAAGUUCUUGAAUAGUUUCAGUGAAGAUGCUAAGGUGAUGUAUGAAGAUGCAAGUCAAGUUGUAGCCGAAGCAGUCGGCAGUAUUCGAACUGUAGCAUCUUUCUGCGCAGAGAAGAGAGUAAUUACGAUGUACAGCAAAAAAUGCCAAGCUACAAUGAAACAGGGAAUUAGAAGUGGAAUGGUUGGAGGCCUCGGAUUCAGUUUCUCAAACUUAAUGUUGUAUCUCACAUAUGCUCUUUGUUUCUAUGUUGGUGCACAGUUUGUACAUGACGGCAAAUCAACCUUUAAAGAUGUUUUCAGAGUAAGAUGCACGCAUUUGACAUGUGAGGUUUUUUUAUUCAGUGACUUGACAAAUCGGCCUGGUUGUUUGCAGGUUUAUUUUGCUUUGGUUUUCACAGCUUUUGGAAUUUCCCAAACAAGUGCAAUGGCAUCAGAUUCAACAAAAGCUCAAGAGUCCACAACAUCCAUACUAGCUGUCAUAGACAGGAGGUCCAAAAUUGACCCAACUAGUGAUGAAGGCAUAAAGCUAGAGAAAGUUGAUGGCAACAUAGAUUUCAACCAUGUGAGCUUCAAGUACCCAUCCCGCCCAGAUGUCCAAGUAUUCAGUGACUUUACUCUGGGCAUUCCCUCCGGAAAGACUACUGCACUUGUUGGAGAGAGUGGCAGUGGCAAGUCCACAGUAAUUGCUUUGCUAGAGCGAUUCUAUGAUCCAGACUCUGGCACAAUCUCACUAGAUGGAACAGAACUCAAAAACUUAACACUGAGUUGGUUAAGAGACCAGAUGGGGCUGGUAAGCCAAGAACCAGUACUUUUCAAUGACACGAUUCGUGCCAACAUAGCAUAUGGAAAGCGCGGAGAAGCAACUGAAGAAGAGAUUAUCACCGUGGCCAAGGCGGCCAACGCUCAUGAGUUCAUAUCGAGCUUGCCUCAGGGAUACAACACCAACGUUGGUGAGAGAGGAACACAACUAUCUGGUGGGCAAAAACAACGGGUAGCUAUUGCAAGGGCAAUCUUGAAGGACCCUCGGGUACUUCUGCUCGAUGAGGCAACAAGUGCCCUGGACGCUGAAUCAGAGCGCAGUGUUCAAGAUGCAUUGGACAAGGUGAUGGUGAGCAGGACCACCAUUGUUGUAGCACACCGUCUCUCGACAAUCAAAGGGGCGGAUACAAUCGCAGUGAUCAAAGAUGGUUCAGUUGCCGAGAAGGGGAAGCAUGAAUCGCUCAUGGGCAUCAAGGGUGGAGUCUAUGCAUCGCUGGUCGAGCUACACUCAAAGGCGUCAGCGUCAUAAAAGGGUGUGUGCAGAUUUAUAUCGUUCAGAUCUUUUUCACAACUAGUAGAAGAUAAAGACUGCAUUGUGUAUUUUGUAUUAGAAGUCGUGUGAUGUAAAUGUACGGAAAUUUUAAGCCAAUCGCCUGUAAUUCUUGUUUUGGCUUGGCCUAAGACAUCAGAGGUAAGAUUGCCUCAGCAUAGCAUCUGUUUUAGUUGUUCUAGCUACUGCAGAUUGCCGAUGUAUGCAUUAAUAGAAAGAAAAAGCAUAUCACUCCAGUGCA